Molecule: messenger RNA, 667 nt
Organism: Saccoglossus kowalevskii
Lineage: Eukaryota; Metazoa; Hemichordata; Enteropneusta; Harrimaniidae
Source: RefSeq, a predicted model, not a curated record
GUUCGUACUUGACCGAUAUGUAUCGGGUCAAAUAAGUGGCAGGGUCAGCGUCUGCUUAAUCUCAAAUAUUUAGAUCAGUUAUCGCGCUGUGCUCUUUGGUGACGUCUCUAUCUUACUUCACACACACACGAGGUAGCAUAUCACAAAGAAACAUGUUUCGUCGCCGCUCACGAUCCCGUUCACGUUCCCGUUCCCGUUCCCGUUCCCGGUCUCGUUCUCGCUCCAGGUCUCGCUCCAGAUCACCAAAAGGCUUUCACCAUAGAGGACCCAACCCACCUGGACCCGUUGGGGGUCCUGGAGCUGGACGCCAUAAUCCACCUGGACCAGUAGGAGGCCCGGGAGUUGGACGCCAUAACCCCCCUGGACCAGUAGGAGGACCAGGAGCUGGACGGCAUAACCCCCCGGGACCGGUAGGAGGACCAGGAGCUGGACGGCAUAACCCCCCUGGACCAAGGGGAGGACCUGGCGCUAACCCACCGGGUCCCGUUGGAGGUCCCGGAAGAUUUUAAAACUUUUUCAAUAAGUGGUGCCUUAGAUAUGAACAAGUUAACGAUUAACACUGUUAUUGGGUGUAUCCGGCAUUCUUAGUACUAUAGUAUCAGCAAUGUGAUUCAGUUAUCUUGCUUUUCACUUUCAUUGUUAAUAAACAAAAGUAAAACAAAUCUCA